Molecule: messenger RNA, 8015 nt
Organism: Porites evermanni
Lineage: Eukaryota; Metazoa; Cnidaria; Anthozoa; Scleractinia; Poritidae
Source: the annotation of a GenBank genome assembly
ACAGAUGUUGAUGAAUGCAAUGAUGACAGACAUGAUUGUCACGUGAAUGGAACUUGUACAAACACCGCUGGAUCCUUUGAAUGUGUUUGCAACGAUGGAUACUUUGGAGACGGACUCAAUUGUUCAGGUAGUCAUUCAGACAAUAAGAUAAUUAAGGGCCCGAUCUCCCAAAAAUAUUUUUCGACCCUUCGGACCUCCGUUUGGUCUAAAAAUAAUGGUGGGGGGGGGGGAGAAGGGCCCCCCGGGCCCUGCCCCUGGAUCCGCCACUGAGCUCAGACCCCAAUUUCCACUGACCAAAUUAUUGACACUGGUCAGAAGGGAGCAGAUAGACGUUUUGCCUUUCAGUUGCACAUUCAUGCUAACGAGGCUUGGACAUUUGAUCAGGAUAAUAUAAAACGAUAAGAAAUGGAUAAAGAUCUAUCAAAAUCGUAGGAAAUCCAAGGCAGGCUCUGGUUUUAAGUACAUGUGGUUAAAAGUGGGGCGUUCUAUCUUAUUUAAAGAUCAAAAGGGAUAAGCACAAAAAGCUAGAAAAACAUGUGUAUAAUGUGUAAUCUCCUCCCCAGAACGUAAAAAAAGCACUGAAGACAACUAAUUUUUACUGUUUUAAGUCCUGCGAUCCAAACAGUCCCGUAAAGCGGCCCUCAGGAAAAAAAGCAAACAAACAAAGAAAAAGAAAACAAAGCAAAUUUGUCUGACGAAGUAAGUAGUAAUAGAUACGGGCAAAUUUAACACAUCUUCAGAAGCAACCAAAAUUAUAAAGAAAACAAUUUUGCUGAUCUCUCUUUGCUCUUCCUACAGAUGUUGAUGAGUGCAAAAAUGGAAGCCAUGACUGUCACGUGAAUGGAACUUGUUUAAACGCUGCUGGAUACUUUGAAUGUGUAUGCAACGAUGGAUACUUUGGAGACGGACGCAAUUGUACAGGUUGGUUACAAAAGAUAAAUUAAGUAGCUGUUGCAGUAGAGGUCAGUAUUGGAAAAAAAUGCGCACACGUGUGAUAAUAACAAUGAAUAAUUUAAUUGUCAUUAAUUAACAAUAAAUAAAUGAGGCUGAGUAUCUUAUGAAGAAUUAUGGAGAUCGAGGAAGGUGUUAUCCGUCGAGUCCGUUGGCCGAGGCGGAUAACACCCUCCGAGAUCUCCAUAAUUCUUCAUAUGAUACAAAAGCCGAAUUAAAUAAUUGUUUUAUUAUUCAUUCAAAAUAAUUGCUAGUUUAAAAACAUGGCUAAAACAUGCUUACCCCCAUCGAUCCAGCGAUGUUAAGUUCAUCUUCGAUAGUGCACGUUUAGGUUUGUCUAGCUCCGCAAAUAUUCUCCAAAUAGCAGAUGUUGCCCUUCGAGUUGUCCUCUUGCUGUUCUUGCCAUGUUUUUAGCUAUUUUUUCGCCUAGUUCUUACUCUUGAAACGAGUGAAAUGUCCACCAUUUUUUUUGUUUUCACAACCAAAACAACUCAACCUCGUCCCCAGGUCUUCUCGGUUAACGGUGCCUUAACCCGCACGAACGCUGCAUUUUUGACGUCAUUUCCUCGUUAAACACAAAAUUCUUCCAAAUUUGGUCAUCAGAAACUGGUUAUGAUGAAUUAUGCGUGUGUUUUUAGCCAGUUAGAAUCGGGGAAAUAUUUUGAAUGAAUAAUAAUUGUUCUUAAGAAGUUUGUUUACUUUGCCAACAAAUGUGCAUUUCGUAAGUAAGUUGAACAUCGAUCGUCCGGGUGAGAGAAGUCCUGAAUAGGACUGUUGUUGACAGCGAGUGACGUUUCGACAACCUGUGCGGUAGUCAGCUUCAGAGUCAAAGUGAGUUAUAUCGAUUGUUUACCAUUUACAUAGGAAAACAGGUCGGUUCACCGUUUGGGUAAAUGGUUCACAAAAUUCAGGACUGCUAAAUCUCGCUUCGGAAUCGCGUUUACGAUUUGUAAAAAUCAGUUCCAUUCCUUGCACCCAAAAAAGGCCACGAAGGUCUGCAACUGGUAACAAAGAUAUCUUGAAGAAAUGGUACACUAUAAUUUCACUAGUUUUUCAUUACUUUGCAGCCGGAUUUUCCUGAGACUUUUUGUAAACGAUAAACAACCAUCACGCCCGUUGAUGGUAUUAAACCCUGGUUAUUGACCUGAUUGGUCAAUUAUGUCGUGAUGUUAUUGGUCGUCUCUCAGUUAAGCGGGCAGUUAAGCCGUGAUUUCAUUGGCUAUGAAGAGUCGAAGUGUCGUUAGUGCGUAUUGAACCUUUUUUUGUCAAUUUAACAGUCUUUUAUUGAUAGUCAAAUUCUUUCGUUGUCAGUCUUGCUUGAGACCGUCAAUAAGUCGUUUGUACUAUGCCGAUAACUGUUUACUACCAUUGUGGGUGACAUUUGUUCUAAGUUAGGAAACCAGCUUUCUAAGGAGAGCUGUUAAUAGUAGCCUGCGCGCAGAUACUUUAAACCACACUAUAUGCGAAACGUGGGCCGUCUGGAUCGCAGGCUACGUUAAUAGUGGCCAUGGCGUGUAGAAUACUUAAUGCAUGUCGCAGAGACCCAGUCGAUUCGUUGCUCUUGUCUGUAAAUGAUGUUCAGUAUUGUGAUUUUUAAUAUCACCAUUUCCUGUCGCUCGUGUUUGUAUUCAGUCAGUCGCGUGCUAAAGUUUCUGCCGGUCUCACCAAUGUAGGUGGUCUGGCAGUCGCAGCAUUUGAUCUUUGUAUAGUGCUCUUUAAUUGUCUGUCCUUCGGCCUCUUCGUUUGCAUGCAACUUCACUUUUCUGGACUCUGUGUACUAUUGACUUUAUUAAAGGCUAACCCGUCCCUUUGAAAGUUUAUCACACUCACGUUCACUUCCUAAACAGAUGUUGAUGAAUGCAAUGAUGACAGGCAUGAUUGUCACGUGAAUGGAACUUGUACAAACACCGCUGGAUCCUUUGAAUGUGUUUGCAACGAUGGAUACUUUGGAGACGGACGCAAUUGUUCAGGUAGUCGUCCAGACCCUGAGAUAAUUAAAGGCCCGAUCCCCCAAAAAAAUUUUUUCGGCCCUUCGGACCUCUUAACUAAACCGACAUAUCUUAUCGACGCCAUAUUGCGUCACCCUUGAUAAAGUGCUGCCCCUAUUUAAGCUCCUCCUCCACGACCCCCCCCCCCCCCCACACCCACCCACCCCCGAACCCCCGCACCACCCCCCCCCACACCCCCCACGCCACAACACCGCCCUACACCCACUCAACCCUCAACUUCCAACUCCAGUUAGAACACAGUCUGCUAUGACAUCCUAUUAGAAACCCCCCCCCCCCCCCCCCCCCCCCCCGUGAAAGCAAGAAACUGAACCCGAACCCGAACAUGACACUCUUCCUAAAACAGUGAGGGAAACUUAUUUUUCUGCCUAGCACUGUUUUGUAGUUCGGAACGGCGAAAGUAACCAUUUUUUUUAUAAAUCUAUGAGGAUUUUUAAGCAAACGCCACCCUCAAAAUAAUCGCAUUCCGCAAAUGAGCGCCGCAGUCGAGUCGCAAAAUCGGAAUGAUAAAUGCCGCAGCGCGUAAUUUAGUAAAUCCGGUAUGUACCUUUGAUCUUGAAAGGGCCCGAAUGCCGAUCUUUCAGAAAAGUGUUUACAUAUCCCAAGACCUUUAAGGGGUUUGUUCAGAUGUCAAUUUUUUACAUCACCAACACGGAAAACGCAGGCGACUACAAGGAGAGGUAGAUAGCCGCCAACAACGAUCGUUUACCUGUUUCUUAAGCCGUAAGCUGCAGCACUGUGAUGUGGAUCGCAUUCUUCUUCCUUAUCGGGAUCUAACUUAAGCCAUUUCCUACUUUUGUCCAUCACUUCCUUAUGUUUGCCUCUACACUUCCCACAUUUUGCUGAAUAGAAAAGAUUGAGUGAACUACUGAGUUCAUCAUGGUCUUGCAAUUUUUAUGACAAGAGUAACAAUUACAGUACUUUGUCAUCAUCAUCACCGUCGUCAUUAUCAUUAUCAUCAAAAAAUUUUCCCUUUUCUCUUUGUCUUCUCAAAGAAAAAAAACACUCAUCUUGAUAAAGAAUUAAGUAAUUAAAUUACCGUAAAAUUCCGAAAAUAAGCCCCUCCGUGUAUAAAAAAAGCCCCUCCAAAUAUAUUAAGCCCCCCGGGGCUUGAACUUGGAAAAUUGCCCUUAAAUACAAAGUAAAACAAAGCAAAAAAGGUAAAUGUUUCCACGGCUAGCCCAAUCGAUUUUGAAACGCAAAUUUUCCUCCGUAUAUAAGCCCCUCCAAAUAUAAGCCCCUCAAAAACGGUCUUUGAAAAAUAUAAGCCCCGGGGCUUAUUUUCGGAAUUUUACGGUAUUAUACGAUUUUUAAUUCUUACGUGAUCCUAUUCCCACGGUGACUUUAAAAACCGACUGGAUGUUCUUCGCAGUCUCCAAACCAAUUACAUGCCUUUCGUUACAAUGUUUUUUACUGGGCCAAUAUGCGAUGGAUACUGGCAAGAACGAGGUGGCCGCCAAAAUUUUCCGAGUUUAUGCCGAUGUUGUGGGCAAAUUACCAUCUGUUGUACUUGAUCUUUCGUAAGGUCAAAAUGGCCGGCCCUUGACAGUAUUAGUUCCGCUUCACUGAGUUCAGACUUUAAUAGAUGACAGGUUUCAAGCUGAGUCGUAAUUGUGUCCUGACAUUCAUCUACUUUAACCAUUUGGGACAAACUGCGCGAACUUCCACACGCUAUUUUCUUAAUUUGCCCAAAGCUGCACGAUUCGAAAUUCAUGUUGAAGUUGUGGUAUCAGCGCUGUAGUAUUUGCGCGUGCCAACUUCGCUGCCAACUGGCUGUGUGAGAGGAGUAGGGUUGGAUCCCGGACUGUGGCCCUAGGAGCGUGAGAAAUAAAGCUGACCACUCUCAAUAGAAGAAACACACAGUGACAGGACGAAACUAUCUUAUUGAAAUUUCAUUAGGAAAGGUCUUUAAAUUAGAUAAAAAUGUGAACUCCUGUUAAGUGAUAAUUAAAUAAAGCAAAAAUAUUUAUUCGCAGUCCGCAUUGCAGUUCUUGUAGUUCUUGUCCAAAAGUUUCUGACCUGUUCGCGCAUAUUUAAUAACACCGUGGGAGAUUUACUUUUUUAACAUCUAACGUUCCUUUUUAAAAUGUGAUGGAGAUUAAGUCGUAUCAGAUACUGGGUAAUGCAGCUGCUUCACACUGGACCACAUUUGAGUGUAGCUAAAUGUCGUGGGUCGUGGGUCGUGGGUAGAGGUCGUGGGUCGUGGGUGUGGGUGUGGGUGUGGGUAAAUGUCGUGGGUAAAAAAGUAUAGAAAAUAAGUGAUAAAGUAAAGUAAUUGAAAAAAAGAAAUAAAUAGAAAAAAGUUGUAAAAUAUUUGCGAAACGAAUAUCUCCAACUCCUUGAUUGCCUUUUUCGUCAAGGCUUCUUCGUCCUCUUCCUGUGGGACUUGGCUCCCCUUUCACAGCAUCUCUGUAUAAAAGACAUUUUACCGAUGACGAUUUAUCCAUACCUGAGCUACAGCUGCGAAAUAAACGAAACAGACGUAAAUUAUACCUGCAAUUUGCAGGAACUAUGGGACAGCUCUGACUCGCUGAAUGGAAAUAGCUGCUCACUAUUUAUCUUUAUUCGAUCUACAAUUCCGAUGAUCAGUGGAGAUUUUUUAAUAUGAUGGAAUGCGAUCACCGUCAGAAAGGGAAGGGAAAAGGACAAUUUUUAGGUAUUUCACAUUUUUGGAUAGAAGUUUUAGGUUUCUUACCUUACGAAGGAACCACCUUCAUUCCCAACCUUUCAAGUUAAGGCGAGACUGUAUCUAUAUUUUAUUGCCGUACGGAAAUACAAUACAUUUCUCGAUUACUUUUUGUUUUGUUUUGUGUACAAACUCUUUGCUGUAACGAUUCGAAAUAUCACUCCUUAAACUGAAAGGACGUUUCACUCACGAAUGUUGACAUCUUUGAGAAAAAGCAGUUCAGUCUCCAGUUUUUGUAUAGCCUGCUUCAGGUUUACAUAGUGCACAGAGUUUCUUUUAUUUUUCACCUAAAUGUCUUUUUAGCGUCCGUUUUUACUAGAGGAUUCGGUUGUUUGCUUUGCUGACCGUGGGGAAGGAGAAUAGGACUGGUAUGUACGCGGAGAUUUUCGUUUCAUGACUUUUACAACUUUUUGCUAUUUAAUUUUUUAAUUUGUAUUUCUUUUUGGAAGAUUUUUUUACCCACGACAAUUACCCACACCCACGACUCACACCCACGACCCACGACCCACGACAUUUAGCUACACUCACCACAUUUUAAAGUAAAAGAGGUUUGGUUCUGAAAAGAAAUUUAAAAUCUCCAUCUUGACAAUUUAAACAACACUGCACUUUAACACAAAUGUUGGGAUAACUGGGUAUUUUAUGAAGCUUAAAACUGCAUCUUACGUACACCUGCGGAAGUUUGGAACAACAGGUAUCAUUGAAGAAGAAAGAAGAGAGAGAUAAAUUAGUUUUUGGUUGGAAAAUAGAAGACGUGGCAAAUAUUUGGAUAACUGGACGAGAAAUUUUUCUGUCAAAGCAGCCGGCGUCACGCAAUGAAAAUUCAGCAACAAUAUGCAAAUUUAAACCGCAAACUUUAAUUCUGAACCGCGUUGUGCCACAAGUUUUAUUGCAUAAUUUGAUAGAAUACCUCUUUAUCUUUAACUAAAACAUGUUUUAAAGUCUAGGUUAGGUGCCACUUUUAAGAAUUUUGUGAAAUUUCUGAGGCAUAUUUUGGUGCAGUUUGCUUACUUAAUUGAAUUACGAGAAUAAAGAUAACCUGUUUUUGCUGAUUACAGAGAGAUACGGCUAAAUCGUAUAGGAACAAUAAGAAGAAGCAAUAUACUUCCAAAUGAGUGCAAAUGGUCUAGGUUUUAACGGCCCGCAUUAGCUUUUAACGAUCGUUGAAAAACCUGAAUAACAGCGUCUAAAAUUUCCAGGUAACGGUCGUUCAGAGAUGAAAUGCCGAUAAUGGCAGUAAAAUAAACGAUUUCCUCAUUCUAACUGCAUUUUCGUUAUAAGGAUGGAUAGUGGUAUUGAUGAUAUAAAUAUAAGGCAAAAGUGUUUUCGAGUCUGAAAUCGAGUGGAACGCUUUUAGGGACAUUGCCUCUUAAAAGACGAUACCUUAGAUAAAAGCAUCUAUGGAAAAUUACUUUCGCGCGAAUCUUAUAAAAGGGACAAUUUAUUUAACAGGUGGGAAUACGCGCGUCUUGUCUAAAUUGUCUAUUGCAUAAAGGUGCUGGUAGACUUACACAUUUUUCUUUUGCUGAACAUAAACUGUACCGAGGCGUGUUAGUGACUGACGUCUCGACAACCCGUGCAGUAGUCAACUUCAGAGUCAAAGUGAGUUUUAUCACGUCAGUUGAUGAUGUAGUGUCAAUGAGCCUGUCAUCAUUUCAGAGUAUAGUAUAAUAUAAUAAUAGUAUAAUGUAAUAGUAUAAUAUGCAAUAUCCUCUAUACCCGAGGUCGUAAUACGUUCUAAAUUCGACCCCUAUCAUGAAAGACCCCAGAUUCUAUAACCACCUUUAUCUCUUUUCCCUGAGCCUUAUCCUCUUAAUUACUUCACUUUACUGACACUCAUCGAAAGCAGAAUAACACGUGCUCGACUUAAAGUAUCAACUUAGUUUAAAAAUUCGUGUCCAAAUGUUUUUUAUUUUUUAUUUUCAGAGAACUGGAAGAAGAUCAAUACUGGCCUAGUCUGCUUUGGAGCUCGAGAUAACUCAUAUGGGGCUUUCAACAUCAGAGAGAGUGGGGUCAUUCAUACCUUUAAACUCGUUCAUCUGAGUGGGUCAGUUAAAUGUAUCCCCACAAUCCCACCUUCUUAUUGGGGAUGUAACAAUCCCAGCUUUGGAGACACGAGACUCCUAACCGUCAUAACGUUCAAGAACAGAUCCGCUCUUUUGUUGGCAGAUUACACAGAACGUUGUGGUUAUCCAUAUAAGAUCGAAGGUGUAGGUGUUAAUGACAACGAACUUCGAUUUAACAAUCUCCGCUCUCCAAUAUCUGUGUCUGUUGGAGAUGAGUUUCAAAUUUGGUACGGACAUGACUUAAAGGACUGUUACGAAAGCGAUAACAGUGGUCAGACAUGUGCUGAUGUUUAUGCGUGGUACGCGUGA